AUGGCAUUACUACUGAAAAAAGCUUGGCACGGAUACGUAUACUUAUUUGAGGAAGCAGUUGAUCAACAAACGAAAUCCUGGCCUUUAGUAACUAAGCCAUACCAAGGCAUAACUUUGCUUGCAUUAUAUCUCCUAUUUGUAUUAAAAUGGGGGCCACAAUGGAUGCAGAGUCGUCGGCCACUUAAUUUAGAUAAAGCUAUGAUCGUGUACAAUGCUUUCCAAGUAAUGGCAUGCCUAUACCUAUUUGUGGAAGCUCUAAGGCUGGGGUGGUUACGAGACUAUAAGUGGUUAUGUGAACCAGUUGAUUUUUCAAAUAGCGCAAAGGCUACGGAGAUUAAGAAAAUUAUCUACAUGUUCUUCAUGCUCAAGAUCAGUGAUCUUUUGGAUACCAUAUUCUUCGUAUUAAGAAAGAAGAACAAUCAAGUAUCAUUCCUCCACGUCUACCAUCACGCCGGAAUGGUCAUGAUUGGAUGGGGAACUAUUACCUAUUUGCCAGGUGGGCAUGGAACACUAGUCGGAGUAAUAAACUGCUUUGUCCACGUCGUGAUGUACAGCUAUUAUCUUCUAACGGUGGCAAUGCCGAGUAUCAGAAAUAUGAUCUGGAUAAAGAAAUUCGUUACCCAGAUACAAUUAGUGCAAUUCUUAUGGUGUGCCAUACAUUUUGCUCUAAUUGUGUUCAAAAGCGACUGCGAAUAUCCUCGAUGGUCCUCUGCUGUCAUCCUCCCACAAAAUCUGUUUAUGCUCGUACUUUUCUCUGAUUUUUACUACAAAACGUACAUCAAGAAACCAAAAAACAAUCCCUAUGGGAAAGUCCAAUCAAAUGGAGCUAAAAAUGGCAGUAUAUAUCAAGAUAAAAUAAAUGAUGAAAUAAGUAAAAUUAAUAAUGAAAAAGAUCGUGUAAAUGAAGUUCGAAAAAGGAUUAGUAAUAAUGAUAGCAAUUAUAACAAUAGUAAAUUUGAUGCCAAUGAUAAUGUUUGUAAAAAGGAUAAAAAUGAAAAUGCCUCUGCAAACGGUAAAACUAAAAGUAAUGGUCAUCACAAAUAA
Messenger RNA from Arctia plantaginis, 1044 nucleotides. Lineage: Eukaryota; Metazoa; Arthropoda; Insecta; Lepidoptera; Erebidae. The record is from the annotation of a GenBank genome assembly.